UAGAAAACCGAUUGAUCUCGUAUCAUGUUGUGUUUUGCUGUUCAUAUCUGCUCUUUCCGCGCCUUUCCUGUUAGUAGACUUGAAAAGUUUGAUAACUUUGUUACCUUGAAGCCAAGUACUAUCGUAUUUUCAUUGAGAAAGAAACUUUCUGGUAAUAGUUGCCGUUGCAAUACUGUGAAGAUGGUAAACCAGAAAAACUAUUCUGGCAUUCUAGUGCUAGCUGUUAUCUCUGUUUUGAGCACUAGUUCUAUUUUGUGUCUUCAUAAAACACCUUCUUAUUGUGAAAACGCUUAUGCAGCGGUUGCUCUGAACGAAAACUCUUCAAAACCGGAAGUAGAAUUUCUAAGCGAAAUUUGGAAGCUUGUAGAUAAAUACUAUUAUGACGAAACGUAUUCAGGUCAUUCCUGGACUCAAGUUUGGAAAGAGUAUCAUACAAAAUUGACAUCAAGAAGAGAAACAACAUACAAGAUUGCAACAUCGAUGCUGAAAGUUUUGAAGGAUCCAUAUAGCACAGUUGUGAGACCCGCAGAUUUUCGAAGGCUUCUCAAAUAUGAUAUGACAGGAACGGGUUUGUUGUUGGCACCUUCAGAUGAUGGUUAUCUUAUAGUUACCGGUCCGCCACCGAAGGGUAGUCCCGCGAAUAAAGUUGGCGUUCGAGUAGGUGAUCGAGUCACUGCUAUAAAUGGUAAACCAGUGAAGGGAAUGACAAGUAUAGAAGCAGCCGAGGCCUUGCAAGGUGAUGGAAAGAGCCAGCUGGUUCUCGUUUUAGAUUCGAAAGGAAAAGGAAGUGAAUAUCGCACAGUCACCUUGGACAGAGAAUAUUCGAAUGAGAAUGCUAUUUCAUCUUAUAGGAUUUUUUCUCAUAAUACAAGUGGUAGAGAAUAUCGAAUUGGAUAUAUCAAGAUUAGAGAAUUCAAUGCCAGCGUGGCUUACAAAUUAUUACAAGUUGUUAAUUACUUGGAACAGCAAGGUGCUAACGCAUAUAUUCUAGACUUGCAGGGAAACCGAGGAGGUGCCCUUGAAGGAGCAUUUCAAGUCGCUGGCAUAUUUAUGGAACAUGGUACAGUCGUGCGAAUAUUGGAUAGGAACCAUCAUGAAGACCAGCUAACUGUCCAAUCAACACAUAGACUGCAGGCUGACAAUAUAACUCCUACAAGUGAUCCUAUUGUCAUUCUUACCGAUAAAUACUCAGCUAGUGCAUCGGAGAUAUUAGCAAGCGCUUUGCAUGAUAACUGUCGAGCUGUUUUGGUUGGAGAGAAAACUUUUGGAAAGGGUUUAGUACAAGCCGUUUUUGGGCUUUCGGACGGGGGUGGUUUGAUUUUGACUGUUGCUGAAUAUCAAACUCCUAACCAUACCAACAUUCAUAAGAAAGGAAUUGAACCCGAUAUAUACUUGAAACAAAGAAAUCCCAUUUCCGUCAUUCGAGAAUGGGAUAAGAUAGAUAAGCAAUUAUGCCAAUGUCGACAACAAAUAGAGAAUAGCAGCAAUCUACGUUGACAACGAGCUGGACGAAUCUAAAGUCAUAUAAAUGACAACUAUAAAUUGCUGUUAUUCAUUCGUUUUUCGUUAUCAUUUCUCACAAGUUGCAGUUCAAUUGCAACGAAACAACUUUGUCAUAUUAUUUCAUCCAACCAUAUCAACUCUGUGCUUAAGAAACAACUUGGAGGAAAGACUCAAAGUCAAGGUAAAAGCAAUUUCAGAAAAGUAAUCGUGCCUUGUUGGAUUAUAUCAUAGCUUUGCCUUGAGUCUCGCUGGUCUUGUAGUAUUCAACGAUGCUUCGUGUUCACUUAUGUUCUGGUAGCCUUUCCACCAUUUAAUAGACUGGUCCUCUUGAAAGCAUUUUGUUGGCAACUCGUAAGCCAUUCGAAAACGUCUAUUUCUAUUUCACAAUAUUCUGAGGAUAACAACACAAGUCUCAAGGAGAAACACUAUGACAUACCUAACAAAACCAUUCGCUUAAUUUUUCCAAAAUAUAUCAAAGUACGCAACAAAUAAUUGGAGACUAUCUUACAAGUUGUCAAGGAACACAGAGUCUUGGGAAUAUACAUCUACCUCAAACUUUGACAAAUGCAUACUCACAAAAUGAGCAUGAGAAUUUUAUGUAUCGAAUGUUAGCCUAAUAGCUGUCCUAAAGGUAGAAAGCUUUAGUC
Molecule: messenger RNA, 2150 nt
Organism: Galdieria sulphuraria
Lineage: Eukaryota; Rhodophyta; Bangiophyceae; Galdieriales; Galdieriaceae
Product: carboxyl-terminal processing protease
Exons: 2
Coding region: 25-1497 (490 amino acids)
Biological process (GO): proteolysis
Molecular function (GO): serine-type peptidase activity; protein binding; endopeptidase activity
Source: RefSeq, a predicted model, not a curated record